This is a messenger RNA of Oryza sativa Japonica Group (Japanese rice), 1565 nucleotides long. NCBI's taxonomy places the organism in Eukaryota, Viridiplantae, Streptophyta, Magnoliopsida, Poales, Poaceae. The record is from RefSeq and is a predicted model, not a curated record.
AGAAGAAAGUAGCAAGCCGGAGUCGAGAGCCUCUCAACCCAUCGGCCAUCGCCCACCACCGCCAUUCGCCACCACCUCGCCUCCGAUUCAGAUCUCCCUCCCCCCCUUCCAUUCCACGCCCAUCGGAUUCCCUCCCGAUUCCGCUCCAUUCCUCCCCGCCUCCGCCCCCAUCUCCGCCGACCUCGUCGUCGUCGGCGUCCUCAUCCAGGCAGUCUCGGCGGCGAUUCGAUCGCCGCCACGGUCGCCGAUGGAGGCCAUCCGGAAGCAGGCGUCCAAGCUCCGGGAGCAGGUCGCCCGGCAGCAGCAGGCCGUGAUGAAGCAGUUCGGGGGCGGGUACGGCGCGGACGGCGCGUUCGCCGACGAGGCCGAGGCGCAGCAGCACUCCAAGCUCGAGAAGCUCUACAUCUCCACGCGCGCCGCUAAGCACUUCCAAAGGGACAUAGUUCGCGGGGUGGAGGGAUACAUUGUCACAGGGUCGAAGCAGGUCGAAAUCGGUAAUAAGUUAUGCGAGGAUGGCAAGAAGUAUGGAGCGGAGAACACUUGCACCAGCGGAAGCACGCUGUCGAAGGCGGCGUUGUGUUUCGCCAAAGCACGCUCACUGAUGGAGAAGGAGAGAGGGAACCUGCUGAAAGCACUGGGUACUCAGGUGGCAGAACCGUUGAGGGCUAUGGUGAUGGGAGCUCCUUUGGAAGAUGCUCGCCAUCUUGCCCAAAGAUACGACAGGAUGCGUCAGGAAGCCGAAGCACAGGCUAUUGAAGUCUCGAAGCGCCAAAUGAAAUUAAGAGAAACAUCUGGGAAUGGUGAUAUGAUUUCAAGAUUAGAGGCUGCUGAAUCAAAGUUGCAAGAGUUAAAGUCAAACAUGGGGGUUCUAGGCAAGGAAGCCGUUGCAUCAAUGACUGCUGUUGAAGCUCAACAGCAAAGACUGACCUUGCAACGACUAAUUGCAAUGGUCGAAUCUGAGAGAAGUUAUCACCAGAGGGUUCUGCAGAUUCUUGAUCAACUUGAAAGAGAGAUGGUAUCUGAGCGCCAAAGAAUUGAAGGAGCACCUCCUCCAGCUGUUGAGAGUUCUAUGCCACCACCACCUUCAUAUGAAGAAAUUAACGGUGUUUUCAUGAGGAAUCCAACAGUCGCUGAAUUGGUGGAAACUGUGGAAUUCUUCUUGGCUGAGGCCAUCCAGUCUUAUCGUGCUGAGAGUGAAACUGAGCUCAACCUGGCAGCUGGUGACUAUAUAGUUGUCCGGAAGGUGUCAAACAAUGGAUGGGCAGAAGGUGAAUGCAGAGGGAAAGCUGGCUGGUUCCCUUACGACUACAUCGAGAAAAGGGACCGUGUGCUUGCAAGUAAAGUCGCCCAGGUCUUCUAGGCGUUCAAUGAGCCAUACAUACAUAACCCUGGUGUUGUACACUGUAUUAUGAUCGUUCGUGAUCUUCAAAGACCCUCUGAUCAGAGAAAUCACAAAUAUUCUUUUGUUCUAUUAUUGUCAUUAUCACUACCCCUUUUGUCAAAACCAGUGCAGCCUUUUGUAUGACAUCUUGUUGCAUGGCUAGCUUUCUGAAUAUUUCAAAAUA